AUUUUAAUUUUAUGGGCUGAUGUUGCAGGAUGAAUUGCAAGAAAUAUUAUAUAGGUGGCACGAAAAAAGGAAGCACAGAAAAGUUUUGUGACCUCCCUGGCAUGCCUGAUAACAUUCAUUAUGAUGGACAAGGGCAAUACUGGAUUGGAAUAGCCACGGCCUUUUCUCCUGAACUGGACCUAAUCUUCAAAUACCCUUUCAUUAGGAAGGUUCUGGCAAUCAUCAUAAAAAAGGUUUUAAGUCUGAAUUUCUCAAAGAACGGAGGAGUUAUCAUUGUGGACUUGGAAGGAAAACCUACUACACAUUACUAUGAUCCCAAAUUAUCAUUGACUGGUGGGAUAAAGAUUGGGAAUCACUUAUAUUGUGGUUCCAUUUUAUACCCUUUUAUAACACGUCUUGAUAUUGAGAAGUAUCCUGCUCUACCUACAAUUUAAACAACAAAAAUUCUCAUAAAAUUAUGAUGUAGAAGCAAAUUCUUAGUUUUUGCAUAUACUCAAUAUAGUGGAAAUAAAAUUUUAUGGAGAAUAUAUAUCUUAUUUUUUAUU
Medicago truncatula (barrel medic) is the source of this 545-nucleotide messenger RNA. RefSeq names its product protein STRICTOSIDINE SYNTHASE-LIKE 5. Gene Ontology annotation, molecular function: hydrolase activity. The record is from RefSeq and is a predicted model, not a curated record. Lineage: Eukaryota; Viridiplantae; Streptophyta; Magnoliopsida; Fabales; Fabaceae. The transcript has 2 exons. The coding region runs from base 30 to 434 and encodes 134 amino acids. Gene Ontology annotation, cellular component: endomembrane system.